Molecule: messenger RNA, 2370 nt
Organism: Guillardia theta CCMP2712
Lineage: Eukaryota; Cryptophyceae; Pyrenomonadales; Geminigeraceae
Exons: 11
Coding region: 1-2370 (789 amino acids)
Cellular component (GO): mitochondrial inner membrane
Molecular function (GO): S-adenosyl-L-methionine transmembrane transporter activity
Source: RefSeq, a predicted model, not a curated record
AUGUCGGAAAAUGAAGGAGAGGAGGAGAAACCUCUGAACUCUCUCCUCGCUAACACGCGCAAGUCCCGGAGAAUCUUCCUCUUCUCGUCUGCCGUCCUUGGAUCCAUCGCAUUGGGGAUUGGGCUGCGUCAGGAGGAGGCGAAGGAUCUCGCCAUGCCGGGCGGCAGGGGUGCAGCAGCGAAGGUGAAUGCGUUGAGAGCAGAUGCGGACGCCACGAAGAAGGAGCUGCAGAACAUCAGGAAGGAGCUGCAGAACGACUUGGCGGACCUCAGAAACGGGAUGGACGCGGAGCUGAAGAAGAUAGAGGAUAUCUUGCUGGAGGGAGACAAGGACCUGAAGCCCCUGAAGCCCAAGGACACCAAGUCGUUGGACUCGAUGGUGCGGGCGCAGGUGAAGGGGUCGGAGGAGAGCAUCGUGAACGCGCUCAAGGAGGUGGAGGAAAGUCUGCUGGACGAGAAGAUGAGGAGAGAGGUAAGGGGGAUCAAGUCUGAAUUCAUGCAAAAACAAAUCGAACUUGCUUCUGAGUUGAGAUCUACGGCGUACAAGGUCAACGACAAGGAUCUGCAACAGCAGCUGCUGCAGGAAGCCAUGGACUUGCUUGAGAUCGACCCGACAAGGCCCCUCUCGCUCAAGGAGAAGCUUCGUCGUCAAUGGAGCAGCUUGCAGGGGGUGGUGGAGGAGAAGGUGCUGAAGAAUGAAGACAUGCUGAAGCAGCUGGAUCAAGUGCUGCCCUUCGAUCUCUACAAGAAGGAGAUCAAGGGAGAUGCAGAGUACAUCACCUUCCCCUUAUUUGGAGGAAUGACGGUGGAGAAGGCAACGCUGAGCCCUCUGCAAGUCCUCCAAGGAGGUCUGCUCGCCGGAGCAGCAGGGGAGAUUCUCAAGGACUGCGUCUCGUUCCCCAUGGACACGAUCCGUACCAGGCUGAUGACGCAGGGCUCUUUCCUCCCCCCCAAACACUCGCCAGAGGCAUCGGAGGAGGAGGAUUUUACUGAGGGUCAAGUGACGGUGGUCGAGGGGCCGGAGAUCGACCUCACGCUCUAUACAAAGGAUGUCGGGAGGGGAACUGUGAUGAUCAACAAGCCCAGAGAGGAUCCUCGUCGUCUAAUCAAGCGGCUGGGAGAGCAAGGAUCCGCCAUGGUCAGCCAGGCGCUGAAGCCCUACAAGGUGCAGCUGCAAAACUUGCAAGCAUGGCGACGAGGCGAGCGGAUCUGGAACGAGACGACCGUGACACUGAGGAGAGGAGAGAGGAUCUGGUCUGAGACGACCCGCAUCAUGAACACCAACUUCUGGUCGAGGCUCCCGAUCAAAGUCCCCCAGGGACUCUUCAACGAUGUCUACCGGGGGGUGACGCCUGUCCUGCUCGCCAGCCCCAUCCAGGGAGCCUUCUUUUUUGGAGCCAAGGACGUGCUCAAGAAGGUCAUGCCUGCUUCAGGCUUCAACCCCACACAGACGUUCCUUGCUGGUAUCGUGCUGGCAGACUCAGUCUACUGGCUCGUACGUUGUCCAGCUGAGACCGUGAAGACGAGGGUGCAGACGGGCCUGGAGCCCAACUUUGUGGAGAGUGCCAAGACUAUCCUGAUGAAAGAAGGGCUGUACGGCUUCUAUCGCGGUUACAUCCCGCUCCUUCAGCUGGACUUUCCCUUCACCAUCCUCAACUUCGCGCUCUUCACAGCCUACCAGGGACUGGUGAGCACUUACUUCGGUCACGAACCCACCAUCUCCGAUCAGUUCGUGGGAGGAUUCAUCUGCUCCGCCAUCACGGCGGGUCUGACAUGCCCGCUGUCAGUGGCGAGCACGCGAAUUCUGAUGGACUCAGGGGGAAAUGACCAGGAGGAGGAGGAGGAGGAGGAGAAGGAGAAGGAGCCGGUGUACACGGGAGCCGCUGCAGGUGACAAGAGCUCGUGGACGGAGCUCAAGACGUGGAUAGAGGAAGGCAUCCACAACAUCUCCAAGGACUCCGCGCUGGCUGAAGCCGAGGCGGCGGAGGGGGAGGAUGCGGCGAACGUCGGGGUCAUGGAUCGUCUUGCCUUGGCUUCUGAGAAGACGAUAGAGUUUUUCAACCCGGGCAAGGAGGACGAGCAAGCUGGCAAGGAAGGCCAGGCUUCACCUGCGGGUGCUCGCAAGGCCGAAGGGGCCAAAAGUCGCCGGUACACAGACAUGCUGGGGACGAUGAAGACGAUCGUGGAGGAGGAAGGGAUCAGAGCUCUUUUCAAGGGCGUCGUGCCGCGCGUGCUCCAGCUGGGGCUCAACCACGCCAUCCGCUUCAGCGGCUACCAGGCCUCGAGGGACGUGCUGGUGCAUGGAAUGUUGGAGGGUGACUUGGAUCGCACGCUCAUUCGCAUGUUCACGGGAGGGUUUCUGCCCAAGUAG